Messenger RNA from Closterium sp. NIES-65, 1014 nucleotides. NCBI's taxonomy places the organism in Eukaryota, Viridiplantae, Streptophyta, Zygnematophyceae, Desmidiales, Closteriaceae. The record is from the annotation of a GenBank genome assembly.
AUGGCUCGCCACCAUCGCCGCGAGCAGCUUCCGCUAUUCAUCAAGCGCGCAUUAUGCGCGUAUCACGUCGAGCAUCCCCUCCUGCGCCACGUCGAUCUUGCACGCUGGGUUUACGCCCAGUAUGGCCUGCGACCUGACCGCUCCACGGUCGGCCGCAUCCUGAAGAAUGCGGGGCGCUGGGCUCUGGAGGAACCCAACGCCCCCAAUCAGGUGCGGCGCCGGGGCGGCGCAUGGCCUGAGCUUGAGCAGGCCAUGGCUCGCUGGAUCGCAAACGCGGGCCCCGCGGGCGUGCCACUCACUCUGCAGACGAUACGCGACCACGUGGCGACGAUGGCGCGACGCAUGGGCAUUCCGCCCGCGUUCCGUUGCUCCAUUGGCUGGGUCCGCCGUGCGUUGAGGCGCCAAGGAGUGCGGUGCCGUGCAGCCACCGGCGAGGCGGCGAGCGCCGACAUGGCGGCUGUGCGUGAGGCGCGUGAGAAAGUGCCGCAGCUUCUGACUCACCUCGGUUACCAACCGCGCGACACUUUCAACUUUGACGAGACUGCGUUGUGGCUCUCUGUGCUGCCGCGUAAGACGUACAGCAACGCGCGCAUUCCCGGGCGCAAGGUCUCGAAGGACCGCCUGACGGUGGCUUUUCUCGUCAACGCUGACGGGAGCCACGUCUUCCGGCCGUUGGUCAUCAGCAAGGCGCGCCGUCCGCACGACUUCAGGCCGGACUACGACCCGGAAGCUCUGUGCUACUGGCGGCACAACGCGAAAGGCUGGAUGACCAGCUCGUUGUUCACGCAUUUCAUAUCGCAGCUCAAUGCCGCGAUGUAUGCCGAGAGGAGGCACAUCGCGGUGCUGCUCGACAAUGCAAGCUCCCACAUGCUGCGGGACGAGUGCGCGUGGAGCGAAAUCGUCUGCGGCAUGCGGACCACUUGCCUCAGCAAUGUGCGCCUCGUCUUCCUGCCGCCUAACACAACCUCCUACACGCAGCCCCUCGAUGGACGGAGGGAGAAUGGGGUGGGGUGA